UUAAUGAAGAAUAAAAGUGAGAAAAAAGUAUGCGAACGAAGAUGAUAAUUGCACAGUGUUGCUCUAGAGCAGCGUUUGGACAAUUGAGGAUGAGCUCCACCACCACUCCCACCCACGACGAUCUCGACGCCGUUUUUAAACAAAAGCGCUUAAUCCGAACGCAGGUCAGAAAAACGCUCAAGUCCAUUCAACCCUCCCUCAGAUCUCACCAAGAUAACGCCGUUCAGGACAUUGUUCUCGAAGCUCCCUGGUUCAAAUCCAGUCGCAGGCUUUGCGCCUACAUAAGCUGCGCUGCGCUACGCGAAGUCGACACAUUUAAAAUCUUGUCACAAAUUUUGCAAUACAAUGGUGGGAAAAAGCUGUAUGUGCCGCGCGUGGAGGAUAAAAAUAGUCACAUGCGAAUGCUCCACAUAUCGCGAAUUGAUGAUCUGGUUGCGAAUUCAAUGGACAUCUUAGAACCUGCUCCGGUUGAUGCUGAUGGAAAUGCGCGUGAAGAUGUUAUGCAGGCAAAUGAUCCUGUUGAUUUGUUCCUUUUACCUGGACUUGCAUUUGACAGAGCUGGAAGACGUUUAGGUCGUGGUGGAGGUUACUAUGAUACCUUCCUGAAGAAUUACCAAGACUUGGCAAAGACGAGGAAUUGGAGGCAACCCUUGCUUGUUGCUCUGUCUUAUUCUGAACAAAUUCUGGAUGAAGGAGUAAUACCAAUUACUCCGUCUGAUCUUCCGGUUGAUGCUCUUGUAUCUCCUGAAGGUGUGAUUCCCAUCAGUUCAGCUGCUUUAAACAGAAUGGAUCUCUAAACACUGACACUGGACUUCAAAGCUGAUCUUGAACACUUUCAACAGUAAAUCUUCAAUAAAGUUUUGUGGUUCCUAAAGUGGUCGAAGGCGCCAAAGGAUUUGGGUCUUGUACAACAAAGGAUAACCAAUUCAUUGGGUGGCACUGGACUGCGUUAAAUGAUUGCAUCCAUUCGAAGUUUCAGUACUUGAUUCAUCUUAAAUUCAGUAUGCUUUCUGUUAUGUUUGAACUUUGAAGUUUGAAGUUAACAUUCUUAAAUCACACGUGUUUACACAAGAAUUGCUAUGUUUUAACUCGUACGGUUAAUUUUAGACUUUUCAGUGUUUAUUUGUGAUAGCGAAAUGUCAGGUUUUCCUAUAUGGGAACAGGGAUUCAAAGGCCAUUUAAGAGCAAGGUGUUCGAGAAAUAUGAACAAUUU
Vigna unguiculata (cowpea) is the source of this 1213-nucleotide messenger RNA. It is a transcript of the gene 5-FCL, whose product is annotated as 5-formyltetrahydrofolate cycloligase. The record is from RefSeq and is a predicted model, not a curated record. NCBI's taxonomy places the organism in Eukaryota, Viridiplantae, Streptophyta, Magnoliopsida, Fabales, Fabaceae. Gene Ontology annotation, cellular component: mitochondrion. Gene Ontology annotation, molecular function: 5-formyltetrahydrofolate cyclo-ligase activity. Gene Ontology annotation, biological process: tetrahydrofolate interconversion; folic acid-containing compound biosynthetic process.